GUCGAACCUCGCAUGUUGCGGCCGUCGGCGCUGGGUGGCAUGCUGCGGCCUGCACGCCAUCUGGCGGUGAGCAGCCGCCACUUCGCCGCCGCUGCGUGCCGCUUCGACCAUCUCGGCGGCGAGCAGCCCGCCAGCAUGAAGGGCCGCCUGCCGGUGACGCUCUUCUGGGACGGCGCCAAGCCGUCGGAUGAGUUCCCGUCCCUGGCAGCGGAGAUCAGCGGCACGCGAGGGGCGGAGCUGACGCGCUUCACGCGGCUCACUCAUUCCAUCCUGCACGCGAUCGCGCGGCCCGAGAGCGCGGCCAUGCUCGGGCUGAGCAUCGCCGCCAUCUACUCGGUUGGUCUGGUGGAGGGCAGCGUGGUGCUCAAGGCGGGCAUCUGGGGCGCCGACAUGCCUACGGCGGCUCACUUUCUCCUCCGGUAUGCCUACGAGCAGACGAUGGUCUCAGCGGUGUGGGGGAUGCAGGACCCAGUCACGAUAGCCACGGCGAUGGGCCUCGAGCCCGCUGCGGUCCUGCGCCCGUCCAUCGCCACGGGCGUGGCGCCGUCCGAGCCCGAGUGCGCGCGCGGGCUGCUCCAGGUCACCGGCCUCUGCGCCGUUCGCUCGCUGAUUGCGACCACCCUCUUCCUCUCGCAAACGACUUUCGCGAGCGAGUUGCGGCAGCUCGCCGAGACACGUCCGCGGCACGUCCGCGACGCCGCUUGCGCCGUGUCCAGGCGCGUGCGGCUGGGACGCGAGCCACUCUUCCCCGGGAUCGAGCAGCGGAUCAUUCGGCUGUGCGGCCGGCAGUCGGACGUGACCGAGGUGUCGCUGCUGCGGUACGGGCCGCACAUCGUGCCGGUCUUCGAGCGGCCGGCCGCAGUUGCGACGCUGAUCCACGCCCACUCGCGUGCCCUGCGCGAGCCGGUCUACUGGCAGGCGGACCUGACCAACUCGGAGGCGAGCCUCGCCCUCUCGGCCAAGCAGGCCGACCUGACCAUGGAGGACGCGUCGCAGGCUUUCCUCCGCAUCCGGCGUGCCGCGAGGCUGUGGCAGCGCUCGACGCCGCAGGCCAAGCCCUUUCGCAACUUCCGCGUGGUGCUUGGCAACCCGCGCGCGCGCGAGGCGGAGCGGACGCGCACGCUGCGAGAGCGGAUCGACCGGCUGCACCAGGACACCUCCUAG
Emiliania huxleyi CCMP1516 is the source of this 1164-nucleotide messenger RNA. RefSeq lists its product as hypothetical. The coding region runs from base 13 to 1164 and encodes 383 amino acids. The record is from RefSeq and is a predicted model, not a curated record. The transcript is spliced from 5 exons. NCBI's taxonomy places the organism in Eukaryota, Haptophyta, Isochrysidales, Noelaerhabdaceae.